Molecule: messenger RNA, 699 nt
Organism: Vollenhovia emeryi
Lineage: Eukaryota; Metazoa; Arthropoda; Insecta; Hymenoptera; Formicidae
Exons: 1
Coding region: 184-531 (115 amino acids)
Source: RefSeq, a predicted model, not a curated record
CAUAAAUAACUCUAAUAAAAGAAAGUCUUUUUAUAAGAACAAGAGCUCUCGGAUCUCUCUUACGCAAUGAUAAAUGCAAAGUGGCGAAAGAGGAUUUAAGAAAACUAGUAUGCGACAGUGCACGGUUUCUGCUAAUCUGUUUUCCACAAACUCCAUCAUCUAGUUAAGAGCGAUUUUCGCACUAUGGCGCACGAUGAAAAUCCUUCAAUCACUUUGCUUACAGUGAUAAUGGACGUGCCGGUAAACGCUUGUGCCGACACGGGUGGCUUCAGCCUGGUCUACAAGCAGGACCUACCCGACUUCCAGCCUUACCUUGGUCCCUGCCUUUUCGUGGCUGGUAAGUCGAUGACACUGCACGAGCGGUCGCCGGAACCAACGCCGAGGAAAGAAAAGAGGACAAACAUUUGCGGUCCCUGGAGCAAGCAGCAACGUGCAAGGACCGCCCCGCCCAUGAUCCUACGCUCGAGAGAACCGAACGUGGUGGAUCUUAUUGACCAUUUCAACGCCGGUCAAUGCACUGCGGCCAAUUGACGUGAGACCCUUUUAGUCGAUGCUAUCGGGUAAACAUGGAAGCGAUCGGAGGAGUGUCAGGCCAUUUCUUCCAUUUUUCAAGGUGCGUAUUCAGUUGCGAUAGGUUUAGAAUGGAACUUGAUAUAAUUGGCGCACGACAUUUUUGCCGCGCGUGUCAAGCUUUAAAUG